AUGAAUAAUACAUCUGCACUCUAAUAAACAAUUCAUAAUUAUUGUUAACAAUCGUAUUCUGCUGGGGAUUUUGCGGUAUGGAUUCAAUUUGAUAAAGUUUAGAAAAACCAACAAGUUUUAGAACAAUUAAGAAAAUUCAUAUUGGAUUGGAAUAAUAUACAAUUAUUGAAAAAUAUUAUUGAAGUGGAUUGUAAAUAAGAGACAACUUUUGUGAUUUACACAUUACUUCAAAAAGCAAUUGCUGCAGGCUGUAAAUUUGUAAAUGUGCUUCCGACUCAAUAAAAAAUCACAUAAAGUUAUGAAGAAUAUGAAAGGUUAAUAAAAUGCUCAAUAUUUUAGUAAUGAAAGAUAACAAUUUACUACAAUUGUGACAAUCCACUUGGAAAUAGUGAUAAAUUAUUUUUCAAAAGGAUUGUAGCAUCAAAAUUAUGUUUAAAACACAGUUUUGUUUGCCUUAGCCUUUAUUUUGAGAAAAUAUUGGUCUGAAAUAAUUGCACCAGAGUAAUUAGUAGAAAGACUUAUUAACACAUUCUUUUAUACUCAGAAUGUUCAAAUUUUAUCUUUAGGAUGCAAAUUAUUUGAAAAUCUAUUAAGCUGUGUUCGCCAAUAUUAUUAUGCAACUGGUUAUUUAGAGUUUAGAAAAGUUAUGAUGGGUUUUCAAAGGUAGAUAUAAACUUAUUAAAUAUUUUUAGAUAGUCUUUAACAAGAUUAUUAGAGUCGACUCAUAAACUAGUUUAAAAUUAAUUGAAAAUGGGAACCUUUUUAUAAUUAUAUCAAUUAGAUAAAUCUUAUGCUGAUUCAUUAAUAUCAUUGCUUAAUUCAUUCUUGACAUUUAAUUUUAAUCUUAGUUUUUAUGAAAUUGAUGUUGAUUAUGAUUCUAAAGAUAACUUGAUUAUUAAUGUAAAUAUGUAUCAUACCAAAUUUAGUUUCCUGAUUCAUACUUUAAUAUACUGAAUGAUGAAAAACUUAAUUAGGAGUAUUUCAGAGCUAUUAUUGAAUUUUACCCAUUGGAUUAAAGUAUUUCAAUUAGAAUCUUAAAUAUUGUUUAAAGGAUAGCUUCUGUAAGAUAAACUUUAUUUUUUUCAAAACACAAUUUUAAAAAGAUUGUUAGAAAAACACUUUGGGAGGGCUUGCUAUAUCUUUUAAAUAAUUAUGAAUUAUACUUAAAUAACACCGAUUUUUCAAAUGAGGUUUGCUCUUAUGCUAUAAGAUUAGUUGUAAAUGUCUAUAAGCUAUUCAUUAGUCAAAUUUUACUUUAAAAAAAUUAAGAAAAUUUUAGGAUUUGUUUGAUCAAUGUGUUAAUUAGUUAAAUUAUAUUAAUCAUAUCAUUCUCAAAAACCAAGGAAUAAAACUAUCUACAAACAGUGUUUUUAUCAAACUAUAGGAAGUUUGGCAUCAAUUUUUAUUUUAAAUUAACAUUUACAGUUCUCAAUAUUUACAAUAGUUUAAAUUAUUGUAAAACUCUGUAAAUUUGAGUUUUAAAUUAUUAAUUCAUGCAUUUUAUAAUGGAAAUCCUUUUUCUGAAAUACCGCCCAAUUAUCCUAUUAAAAAAAUUAAGAAAUUUUUGGACAAAAGCUUUCACUUAUGCAUUUAGGUAUAUCAAUAGAAUACUGUUGAAUGUGUAAAUGUGAUUUCGGACUUAUUAAAAACUCUACCCAUAAUUGUAUUUAAUUAUAUUGAAUUUAGCAAGUUUCAACAUUGUAACCAUAAGAAUAAUUAAUAACACUAUGUAAAACUUUAUACAAAUUUAAGAAAAAUUUAGUGCUUUGUUGUGUCUAAUAUCUGCUCUCGUGUUAAGUCCAGCCUAGGUUGAAUUACUAAAUGGAGUUGAUUCUCAAUUUUAGUAUGGCAAAUAAGAGGGUCAUCCUUAAACUCGUAUAUUAUUAUAAGCUAUCCUCGACUUGAUUGCGUUUACAAACAAAAUUCACAUCCCUGCCGAUGUAAACAAUCAAUUAAGUUAAAUCAUAGAAUUAUGUUUGCAAGUUAUAUCACACUAGUAUAUUAAUCUUUAUUUAAACCUACAUAUCGUAAACUAUAGAGAAUUUGUACUAUGAGGAGACUUAAAAGAUAGUGAUAUCUCAAUCAUAAUUGUAAUAAAUUAUUUGUCAUAAUAGAUCAAUGACUCUAGGAAAAGAUAAUUAAAUGUCAUGUAAUUAUUUGAUAGUUAUUGAAAGUUGCUUAGAAAAAUGGUAAUGUUUGAUAUAAUUUAAGCUUCCAAAUAUUUACAUUUCAUGAACCAGAUUUAGUGGAAUAUAGCUUUAUAAUUUUAUAAUAUACAUAUGAAAAGUAUUCAUUGAUUCAAUUUUUUAGAUUAAAAAGAUAAUUAGAUAGAAGAUUCUUUAGAUAGAGUUCUAUCAGUAGUAUGUUGAAGCAAUUCUUUUUAUAGAUGGAUUUGACAUGUUUUAAUGAAGUUCAAUAUAUAAAGAAAAGGAAACAAGUAUUUAAAUUGGUUUCUCUGGUUUGGGUUGAUGACUAAUUGGAUGAUUAUGUGCCUGCAUUGGUAGAUAUUUAUAAAUAAAUAAAAAAAUCCAUUGCUAAUGAAACAAAUAAAAUUAAUAUGCUCAAAUAUUUGUGGGAUAUGAUUGGAGUAGUUGAUGAAUUAGAAGUGGAUAAUAUAUAUAGAGUAUUCUUAAGGAUUGUGUAAUAUCAAUUAUAUAGUUAGAUUUCCAGAUUUAUCGUCUCUAUUGUCUACUGAUAAUACUCAAAUAUUUGUACAAGACUAUGAUUCCUCUUUAGGAUUAACAGCACUUUUGUGUACAAUCUUUAAAAAUAAGUAAUAUAAUCCAAAUAUAAAAAGAAAUACACGAUUGUCAAAUGAAAACAUUCAAAUUCUACUUUAUUAAAUCUAUGGCAAAGCUACAGCAUUCUUUAUCACUUCCAUUGAUUAUUUGAUAUUACAAGCUCAAACUAGUUUAUAAUAAGGCUAACAAGUUAAGGAUCAAAUAUUGAAGAUGGCAGCUAAAUUAUUAAAAGUGAUGGGCUAGAUUUCAAGUUCUAAACAAAUUAAUUAAGGAUUUUUUGUCAUCUAUUAAGAUUCUUCAUACUUAAAUUUGUUUAAGAAAUAAUUGUAACUGAUAACAGUCUAUAAACCUUUAUUUCUUAAUUUAAUAAAAUACAAAAAGUACUUGUUUGAAUGCUUGGAAGGGAUAUGCUCAGAGCAUAGUGAGACAUUAGCUUAUAGGUGUGGAUUAGAUGUUUAUUUAGAUUUAUUAAUGAUAUCAGAAGGGACUUUAAAAGAGAUAUUAAAUUUCAAACAACUUAAAGGUGAAGAUCAAAUAAAUGAAGAAGCACUUCAAAUAUCUUAAGUUGCUAGUAUUCUAUGCAAUGUGAUGCAAUUCUUAAUACAAGAAGGAGUCAUUGGGGAAUAGGUGGAUACAGAAAUGAUUAAGAAGAAAACUUAAGAGAUAUACUCUGCUGGCAAACAACUCUUAACAUCCAUUUUUUCAUUGGCAUUUACAUUAAUUGUUGCGUUUCCCAAAGUUUUAAAAUUUUCAACUCCUAAUAGUGAAAUCUUGUUUGCAAUUUCUUUAUUCAAUCCAAAUGAAGUAUGUAUUUUGAUUUACCUUAGUUUCAACAAUUACUUGUUGAAUUGGUUUAAGAAUACAAAAAUAAUCUUAUAUUGCCAUAAUAGACUUUAGAGUUUAUUACUACAGGAUACCAAGGUAUGUAUCAUAAAUAUUAUGAUAGUUUUAAAUAACUAUUUGAAUAGCACUACUAAGGAGUUGUUUACUAAAUAAAUAAAAUAAGCUUUAGAAUAGGUUUGUUCUUAAGAAGAAUUCUGA
Molecule: messenger RNA, 3782 nt
Organism: Paramecium octaurelia
Lineage: Eukaryota; Ciliophora; Oligohymenophorea; Peniculida; Parameciidae
Source: the annotation of a GenBank genome assembly